CCAGCAGCCAACAGUGUCACAACAGCAGGCGCAACAACGCAAUUUACCACCACACCACCAGCAGCAUCUGCCGUCUCAACAGCAACAACAAGCGCUGCGCUCGCAUAUGCAGCCUGGAUCCGCACAGGUGUCAGGUGGCAUGACGCAGCAACAACAACAGCAGCAGCAACAGCGCCAGCAACAACAACAGCCACUCCAACAACAAAGGCUUCCACAUCAACACUCAUACAGUCCACAAACGGCACAAUUGCCCACGCCACCGUUUAGCGGCGGCCCAAGCGGCGCAUCGUACCAGAAACCGGCGCCAUUGUCGCGCAAUCUCACUAUAAGCGGCGGUCAUGCCAUGGAUACGGCCAGCUAUCCGCAACAACAACAACAACAGCUUCAGCAUCAACAACAACGGCGACCACUAGUCGGUAGCCAAUACGGUCCACCACAACAGCGCUCCUUCAGCAGCUCGGAAGAGGAGAUACAAGCUCAUAUGCUAGCGCCAUACUCGGCCGAAUAUAAUUACGACGCAUCUGGUAUUAUAAUUGGUGGUGGUGUUGGUGUUGGCGUUGGCACCGGCAACGACGUCGGCGUCGGUGUCAAUAAUGCCGGCGUACAUUUCGUACUAUCGCCGAGUGAACUGCAAAUCCAUGGGAAUCAACCGGUGAAUUGGCAAAUAUCCACGGAUAAUUCGUGCCUAAUUGGUCGUAUGAUAUUGCGAAAGUACUACGAUGGUGAGGAUAUUCUCGGCUUGAAAGUUGUGGGCGGUCAACGGCCGACAGCAGCAGCGGACGCGCACAAUAAGUCAGCCGAUUGCGGUGCGUUCGUUGAAAAGGUGAAGCGCGGUUCGGUAGCCGAUGUUGAAGGACAUAUACGACCAGGCGACGAAAUCAUCGAAUGGAACGGUCGAGUGCUGCGUAAUAAGUGUGCCGACGAGGUUUAUCAGAUAAUUGACGAAAGUCGCUUGGACGCGCAGGUCGAAUUGGUGGUUUCGCGAGCUCUACCCGCCAAUGCCGGUGAAAACAAUGCCAAACGUAAAGUAGGCGCCCCGCAGCAACAAGGUGUGACAGUGCAAAAUCAAUGUCUCGCGAGCACCAUUGCCAGUAGUGCUGUGGUCAGCAGCGGCGGACGCUAUUACACACGAAAAGCGCCCGCAGCGGCAAUCGAACAUCAUCGCGACAAGCCGAGCGUACUAAUCACAUCGCCCGGUUCGCCCGAUUUACACGCCACUAGCGGCGGUGCGCACACAUUGCGGCAGACGAAUGUGCAACAACGUGGCUACAGCGGCGACGCCGGUACGUAUCAGCAGCAACCAACGCAUCCACAAUCGAAGCAGCAAUCGCAAAAUCCGCUACAACAACAACCACAAAAACAACAACGGCACGGAGCGAACGUCGCGAACACAGCCAGUGCAACAGUAGUCGGUACUACAGUUACAACGACGACGGAGGGCCACCAUCAUCACUACCACCAGCCACCACCGCCAUCGCAUACGCAUCCGCAUGUCGCCGCCCACCACUUGCCCACAGUGGGUGUGGCGCAUGUGCUGUCCAUGGCCGUCGAGGGCCGCCUGCAGAUGAAACUCGGCUACGAUCAGAAUACCCUGCAGCUGAUAGUUACUAUCGUCUGUGCGACCGGUCUAACGCUGCGUCAGAGCGGCGCCGCUCGCAAUCCUUAUGCAAAAGUGUUCCUUCUACCCGAUCGGGGUACAAAAUCGAAAAGACGCACCAAAACUUUAGCGACUACAUGCGAACCGCGCUGGGGUCAAACGUUCGUUUACACAGGCUUAAGGCGUUCCGAUCUCACCGGUCGUUUACUCGAAGUGACGCUGUGGGAUUAUGUGCGCUAUGGGGCCAAUGACUUUAUCGGCGAAGUGGUCAUUGAUUUGGCGCAUCACGUGCUCGACGACGAAGCGGAAUGGUAUCAGCUGCAGCCCCACCAGGACACUUCGUAUCUCGUGAGCACUGGUUACUUGCGUCGCAAUGGCGCCAUCACUGGUCCCAGUGGCUUGAGCCUCAGCCAGCGCAGUCAUUCCGCCGCACCGACUGACAGCUAUCACGGUGUGACCGGCAGCGGUCACAGUUAUUAUCGCAGCAGCAGCCCUCGACGCGGUUCACUGUCGCCGCCCGACGAUCGCUACAUAGACUAUCCAGUGCUUCCAAUACACGCAACAGGCGGCUCAGCAUACGGGCAUUCACUGUCGGGUGGUGCGAGUUCGUUAAGUGCCACCGCCGGUGGUAUUCCCUUGGGUGGCUUAGGCGGCGCUGCAAUCGGCCCCACUGGUACAGCGCAACAGGGACGCUUUCAGUCACGUUCCGCAACAGCCACACCGACGGGUUCGCCCAAAAAACGGCAGCUGCCCCAGGUGCCGCAAACUUCACGCAGCGCGAUGUUACGCGAUCGCUUGGGUCAAGAGUUCGAUGAACGCCCGGGUGGCGGUCGCUUCGGUCGUCAUCGCACGCGUCAAAUUCAUCAUCAGGCCACAUACCGUAGUACCGGCAUGGGUGGUUGGGAGCGCCACUACACCGGCCUCUCGGACAGCGAUCUGCAAUCGAUGGAGGCGCGGACACGACCGCGACACUCGCUAUCACCCGAUAAGGACUUCAUGGGUGAAUUUGGCGAUUCGGAUAUGGAGUCGGUGGUGAGCGUGACAUCGAGCGCCUUCUCUACACAAUCGGAACGGCCGCGCGGUUCACGUGGACUGAGUUUGCCACGCAAUUGGCGCAGCUUGUACGGCGCCGACCCAAUGCCCGGCAGUGUCCCCACCACCACGCUUGCCGGUCACCAUGCACACGCUCGGGGACGCGGCUUCUUUGAGCGCUACCGCGCCAAUACGAUCGAAGUCGAUGAUUGUGAUUUUUUAUCAACCAGCUUAACGGGCGCGCCAUCACUGUACGGUAUGGGGCAGUCACCGCCACAUCUCAAUACAGCGUCACAACAGAUGUUGUUGUUGGAGCAGUUAGAGCAGCUGCAACAGCUAGCCGAACUAGCAGCAGCUGAUUCGCCGCCGAACACGGCUAAUUUGGUUGCGGCAUCCAAUCCACACAAAAUCCUCAGUACAAGCGUAACAAAUCACCUAUUACCACCACACCGACAAUUGCAACCGCAACAACUGCAACAAUUACAACAGCUACAUGAACCAACACAACUGCCAAGCCAACUCGUCAUAACCGACAAUAGCGGCAAUUUAAUAGUGGAUCCGUAUAUGCUUGAUGGAAGCACAGAGCCGGGUCUGUUGUUAAUGGAGCCGGCGGGCGUAACGGUGAUACCGCCUACACCUCCAUCCACAUUACCGCCGCCGCUGCCGCCGCCAGCGCACACUGUCAGCACACAAUUGCAACAGCAGCAACAACAACAACAGCCAUCACUUUCACAUCCACAGCCACAUCCCCAUAUAUUUCAUCCACAUCAAUACUUACCUCACAUACCGGAUUCCAUACAUUUCCCCGAGUUUCUAACUCAUGCUGCCGAAUUCAGUCCUUUCGCUGACAAGUUAUUUCCACGUGAUAGCUCCUUAGGAUCCAGUAGCCAUUACCCAUUCUACGAUCAUUUGCAACGUAUCACCACGCCAGUAGUGAAUCUAUUUCGUCAUAGCCCAAGCUCUACACUAAGUACACCGACUGCUGCUGCAGUCAAUUCGCCGCAUCAGCACGCCCAUUCCGUAUCAUCAUCGCCCUCAUCGUACAUUGCCUAUGUGCGUGAUCAUUAUGACAAUACAUGCAGCCACUGCCAAAACGGCAGCCAGCCGGUCGUACUGUCGACAAAUGCUGCACUCACCACACCCGGCAUUGCCAUAGGCGCUUGCGACAAUCCAUUUUGCAUUGCUGAAUCCCAUCCACAUCCACAGCAUCAUCCGGUCGCCUAUCCUUAUACAGCCGAACAACUGCUACGUAGACCGUCAUUGUCCAUGUAUCAGCCAUCGUCAGAGCCUUCACUGCCAACUAUGGAUCCAGCAAUAUGCGGCGAAUGUGUGGAUCAGCAUUUCGUGAGCGGUCUUACCGCACCACAAAUUGACUUGGGCGCUGUGCCCACCUAUCACGUACAUACCCCAACGCCAACAGCGCACAAAAAGGCCAAGUCCUCACUGGCACCGCCACCUCAACUGCCCACACAAUCGGUUUUGCGUCUGUCGCGACAAUUAAGCGAAGACGCACUUGUAACGGCUAUACCAAUUGCUGAAUCGAAAGCGCAGCCUACUUCGAUAUUGAAAAAACCGAAAGUUGGCGUACCAACGGGCACAUUAGAUCGGCGAAAAAUGUUUCAUGAGGGCCAAUCACGUUCACUAGAUUAUGAUGAUUUGCAUGCGAAGAGUUGGGGCCAUCGUCGCAUAAGAUACGAAGACGAGAUAUAUAAUCCGCCACUGGAAGAGCUAUCUCGUCGUUAUGGUUCCGAGACAAAUAUACGACAAUCUUAUAUGGGUGCCAAUGUUGACGCAGUCAAUCCGCUUAGUCACUCACACUUUCUUGUCACUGAUGACAAGAUCGUUACUAUUACCUAUGACUCGGAUGUGGGUUGGACGCGGCGCGGUGUUGCACCGUCUGUUUUUCACGAUCCGCGACGUCGCUUCGAUGGCCGCGAACGUAAUCAUAUGUCUCUAAAUUUACAGCGCACCAAUCAGGAAAAACUUUACGGCGCUGCACUGCCAUACCAAAAGCGGCGUCGCAAUCUGCCGCAUCCACCAAGCGCACAAAACGCCCACAAUUUCUCACCCGUUGAGGGUUACGACGACGACCCCAUGUUAAUGGACCCCACCACACAUUCGUCAGCUACGCUGCCGCCACAUAGUGGCGAACCAACAUCCAUGAACGGUACAGGCUCCGCCGAACGACCGGGACCAAUUGGCGAACAUCGCGAUCAACGUGAUCCACGCGAUGAACGCAAUCCGCGUGAUCUCAGUCGCUCAGUAGGGCCAGGCUCGUCACCUAGUCAACAACAACGUCAUCCAUCAUCAAUUAUCUCCAAACGCAGUAAAUCAUCAAUGGCCACCACUGGUGGUCAUCGUACACGUGUAGAACAGUUACAGCAUGAAUCGGGCAGUGAUCGCAGUAAUCUCGUUAGUAUCAAUGACCAACCCGAAUAUUUCGAAUACGAUGAUUACGGUGAUCCCUAUAUAGACUCGCACACUAGUCGUAAUUAUGCAACAACAACAACAAAUGCAAGUAGUAAUAGUUUUGUUAGUAGUGGUGGUAGUGUUAGGCAAAAAGGGAAAGAAGUUUCAUACGGCGCGGAACAACAGACGAAAUCUAGUAGUGGGAGUGGUAGUGGUGGUGGUGCUUCUUCUACUGCUGCUGCUGGUAAUAUCGUCGUCGGUGGUAAUAUUUCUAAUAAUGCUUCUUCUUCCUCUUUUGCAAAUUCCCAUCAUGGUGUCGCUAACUCCACAUCACCUAAACGUGCCUCAUUGAAACAUACAAAUACAACUAACGACGCUAACCUAAACGUAAACGUUGACGGAACAACAACAACAACAACAACUACAACUCCCAUACAAACAACAACUACAUCCACAAACAUCACAACCACAUCAUCGUCGAAUACAACAACAACUAAUGCGAUGGCAACAACAAAUUCAACCUUAACAACCUCAACAACAAAUCCUGCUGCCGCAACCACAACAACAACAACGAAUACUGGUGAUACAACAACUGCGGCUGGCGAUGCCGCUGCCACGGAUGAUGCCGAUGCACCGCUUGACGUCAUCGAUUGGGAUGCCAUCGACGCUAUGCUGGACGACGACUUCAGUGAAUAUGACAAAGACAAAAAUGGUGGUGGUGAGGAGAAGAAGGACGAUGCCAACUUUAGUCAGAGUGUUGAUGAGAAAGUUGAUGGCAGCUUAUCUGAUACAGCAACAGAUCGCAAAAAGGGCGGCGUCGAUCAAGAGCGCUCCCCCAAAGGCGGCAGCGGUAUGGGUAAAAAAUCCAACUCCACCUCGCAAUUAUCGGCUACAGGUCGUAAAAGACGUAUGGGCUUUGGAAAGAAGGGUAAGAACUCAUUUACGGUGCACCGCAGUGAAGAAGUUCUGCCAGGUGAGAUACGUGGGGCGCUGUCGCGCGGUUCGUCAUCUGAAGCCGAUGGCGGUGAGGCAUUAGCUGAUGGCGGAGCCGGCACUGGUGGGGACAGAUUUUCACCAUCGCUGCGUGGCAACGAUGGUCAGCUGUCGGAGUUCAUAGACGGUUUGGGGCCCGGUCAACUGGUUGGGCGGCAAGUGUUGGGCGCACCAUCGCUGGGUGAUAUACAGUUAUCAAUGUGCCAUCAAAAGGGUUUCUUAGAAGUAGAAGUUAUACGUGCUAGAGGCUUACAGCAAAAGCCAACGUCGAAAAUGCUUCCCGCUCCUUAUGUUAAAGUAUACUUGGUUUCUGGCAAACGUUGCAUUGACAAGAUGAAAACUUCGACGGCAAGGCGCACAUUGGAUCCGCUCUAUCAACAACAAUUGGUAUUCAAGCAGCCAUACCAGGGAUGCAUUCUGCAGGUGACCGUUUGGGGUGACUAUGGCCGCAUCGAGAAGAAAGUUUUCAUGGGCGUGGCACAGAUAAUGCUCGACGAUUUAAACUUAUCGAACAUCGUCAUCGGCUGGUACAAACUCUUUGGAACAACCUCACUGGUCAGUUGUCCCACUAAUUUAGGUCUAUCUAGGCGCUCAUCAAUUGCAUCACUUGACUCACUCAAACUAUAG
Messenger RNA from Bactrocera latifrons, 6658 nucleotides. RefSeq lists its product as uncharacterized. Bases 107 to 6658 code for a protein of 2183 amino acids. Gene Ontology annotation, biological process: positive regulation of synaptic transmission; regulation of membrane potential; calcium ion-regulated exocytosis of neurotransmitter. The record is from RefSeq and is a predicted model, not a curated record. Lineage: Eukaryota; Metazoa; Arthropoda; Insecta; Diptera; Tephritidae. The transcript is spliced from 15 exons. Gene Ontology annotation, cellular component: presynaptic membrane; cytoskeleton of presynaptic active zone. Gene Ontology annotation, molecular function: small GTPase binding; transmembrane transporter binding.